Molecule: messenger RNA, 228 nt
Organism: Xiphias gladius (swordfish)
Lineage: Eukaryota; Metazoa; Chordata; Actinopteri; Istiophoriformes; Xiphiidae
Gene: gng8
Product: guanine nucleotide binding protein (G protein), gamma 8
Exons: 3
Coding region: 1-228 (75 amino acids)
Biological process (GO): G protein-coupled receptor signaling pathway
Cellular component (GO): heterotrimeric G-protein complex
Molecular function (GO): G-protein beta-subunit binding
Source: RefSeq, a predicted model, not a curated record
AUGCAAGAUCCAGUGAUGUCGAACAACAUGGCCAAGAUUGCAGAUGCUCGAAAGACGGUAGAACAAUUGAAACUGGAGGUCAACAUAGAGAGGAUGAUGGUAUCUAAAGCAGCAGCUGAUUUGAUGGCCUACUGUGAAGCUCACGCCAAAGAGGACCCCCUGGUGACACCAGUGCCUUCCUCUGAAAACCCAUUUCGAGAGAAGAAAUUAUUCUGUGUAAUACUAUGA